AUGAGUGACCACGACGAAAAAAGCUCGUCCUCUCCAAUGAGCAUGCCCGCGCAGAGCCCCAUUACUGAACCCACCAACCACACCACCGACAACAACAACGAUACAGCAGCAUCACCCACACAAGCUCACUCAGCCAGUAAACGCAGCAGAGGCCGUCCACGCAAGUAUCACACAGAUGCCGAGCGCGAAGAAGCCAAACGCCGGUAUCGCGAAAACCACAAGACCAAAGCCGCAUCUGCUGGCGGGGUUGGGGGUGGAGCCAAUGCCGCAAAUGCCAGUGCUGCGGCUCUGAAUGCCGCUGCUGCUGCUUCUUUCACGCCUAUCCAACCUGCAGCUAAGCAGCAAGAUAUCGAUGAGUUGUGGGAGGCUAUUCGUGCAUUGCAGGGUGAAGUUGAGAGGUUGAAGGCGGAGUCAAUGCAGAGGGAUGCCGCUGCCGCUGCCGCUUUGCCCGGUCAGAAGCGCAGAAAGGUUCCCAGCAUAUGGAAAAGCAGAUUAUUGGUCCCAUACUACCAGGAGCUCUUACUGAAAUGCUCUCAUUUCUGGGUGUCUCGCAUCGACAACCAAAAUGCUAUCCUCGCACCUGUCGCCCUCGAUCAAGCUGAGCUCAUUGGCUGCUGCCAUACUUUUCACGUUUCACUGCGUCGUGUCACCAAGGACUCGACAUUUUUUCUGAAAUUUUUACAUUUCGCGAAUAACGAAAGGAACCAUGAUUUUGAGGGUUGGGAUCUGGAGUUGCUGGUGGGAAGGUGCGGAAGGUUUCUUUUUGGACGCUUAGCGAUGGGCAUCCAGUUGUUGCUACUUGAUCGAACACGAUUCUUUGAUUUUGUUAUCUAA
This is a messenger RNA of Aureobasidium melanogenum CBS 110374, 834 nucleotides long. RefSeq lists its product as uncharacterized. The record is from RefSeq and is a predicted model, not a curated record. Lineage: Eukaryota; Fungi; Ascomycota; Dothideomycetes; Dothideales; Saccotheciaceae. Bases 1 to 834 code for a protein of 277 amino acids. The transcript is spliced from 2 exons.